AUGUGGAGUAGAGUUAUUUGGGAGGAGGACAAUGUGGAGGUAGAGGAGGUUAUCCCUUCCCACUGGGUGGUGGAUGAUGCGGUACUGUGGCCGCCUAACGUUACUAACCUUGGUGCCAUGAGAGCAAUUACAGAAAGAUGGGUACCUGAAAAUACUUGGAUCAAGUACCCUCUCGUGCGGGUAAAGAAAUCAUCUGACAACAAGAAAGAUUGCGAGACAGUUAACAUUACCUGCACAGAAGAUACUGAUGAAGAAGACUUAGGAGUUUUUAGGAAGAGAAUCCCCAAGAAAAAAACCUUUGGAUCAGAAUUCACCACGGGGGGCAGUAGUAGCGAGGCAGCUAACAUGGACAGAAGGGUUCCUCCUAGAACAAUAAGCCCACCACCAAGGAGCCCAACGCCCCCUGACAGGAGCGUGCCUGUUGGUAGACGUAGCAGAAGCAGUGACCGUGUUGGUAGACGUAGCAGAAGCAGGGACCGGUUUGGUAGACGUAGCAGAAGCAGUGACCGUGUUGGUAGACGUAGCAGAAGCAGUGACCGUGUUGGUAGACGUAGCAGAAGCAGGGACCGUGUUGGUAGACGUAGCAGAAGCAGUGACCGUGUUGGUAGAUGUAGCAGAAGCAGUGACCGUGUUGGUAGAUGUAGCAGAAGCAGGGACCAUGUUGGUAGACGUAGCAGAAGCAGGGACCGUGUUGGUAGACGUAGCAGAAGCAGUGACCGCAUGGCUCAGAGAAGCAUGAGUAUGAGUCGAGGGGGUCAUCAUAGCAGAAGUAGCCCAAUACCAAGGAGAUCGACAUUUCCAAUGUCCGAAGAGCGUUUUCAGAGAAGAGUAUUAUACAUAUUAGCAGAAAUAAGAGAUCUAAUGAAGAAAAAUCAAUCUAAUAACAACACAGAGAUGAGAACAAUGCAAAUGCAACAACAUGAUACCAUGGAUUCCUUCAGUGAAUUUGAUAAUGCAUUGAAGGACAGAGAAGAAUAUGAUAUUUGUAAAGCCACAGUUGCUGCAAUAGGAGGGAUUAACAUGUGUGAUCACACUAAGAAGGCCAUGCAAAGGUGUAUGACAAACAGAAUCAUGUCUACAAUGAAUUUCUCAGGAAAGAAAAAUAAAUUUCCUUUUGGGCACACCAACUUUUGUAGGGUGAUCAAAGAUGUCAUGAUGUCAAAAUAUAGAUCUACAGAAAAGGAAGUCUCUGACAGCAUUGUAUCUAAAAUGGGCACCAGAAAGAAAAGAUGGAGGAGGAAGAAAGUAGCAAUUGGGAAGUUGAACUAUUAUUUUUGUGAAGGACGUUGCUAG
Lingula anatina is the source of this 1293-nucleotide messenger RNA. RefSeq lists its product as uncharacterized. The record is from RefSeq and is a predicted model, not a curated record. NCBI's taxonomy places the organism in Eukaryota, Metazoa, Brachiopoda, Lingulata, Lingulida, Lingulidae.